AUGAGACUCUUUAAUUAUGAGUCUCUUUGGGCCUACCGCACUUCAAAACGAAAUCCCACCGCGACAAUACCUUAUGCUCUGAUGUUCGGCCAUGAUGUAGUCUUGCCCCUGGAAGUCAACGUCCAAUCUUUGCGAGUUCAAGAACAACAUCAUCUUAUCGGAGAGGACUACGUUCAGGCUAUGUGGCAGGAACAUGAGGACCUUAGCGAGAAGCGCUUGGAGGCUUUGGAUAAUUUGGUCUUGGAAAAGCGGCGAGUAGCUCGCGCCUACGAUAAGCGGACAAAGGGAAAAAGUUACAGCGAAGGAGAGUUAGUGUGGAAAGUAGUUCUUCCACUUGGUGAAAAGCUAGAUGGUCGUGGUAAAUGGACUCCGCGAUGGGAAGGACCGUAUAUCAUCUAUAAAAUUCUAGAGAAAGGAGCUUUCCAUCUCAAGGAUUUGGAUGGUGAUAUUCAUCACAACCCUAUCAAUGGCAGAUACUUGAAGAAAUACUUUCCUAGUGUCUGGGAUGCGGAGGAAUCUUAG
This is a messenger RNA of Rosa chinensis, 522 nucleotides long. RefSeq lists its product as uncharacterized. NCBI's taxonomy places the organism in Eukaryota, Viridiplantae, Streptophyta, Magnoliopsida, Rosales, Rosaceae. The record is from RefSeq and is a predicted model, not a curated record. The coding region runs from base 1 to 522 and encodes 173 amino acids. The transcript has a single exon.